Messenger RNA from Schistocerca piceifrons (Central American locust), 3578 nucleotides. RefSeq lists its product as uncharacterized. The record is from RefSeq and is a predicted model, not a curated record. Bases 217 to 3147 code for a protein of 976 amino acids. The transcript is spliced from 16 exons. NCBI's taxonomy places the organism in Eukaryota, Metazoa, Arthropoda, Insecta, Orthoptera, Acrididae.
GAUGUUUAUCUGUUUGUAAAUGUUUUGGUGCCGAUGACCGUCAGUUUAUAUCAUCGAAGGAAGCUUAUGAUUACAUGAAUGUUAAUAACAUGACUUGUUAUUCAAUGUUUUGCGGCGUCGAGUAAUUACUUACGGGCACCUGCUUACUAACUUAAGAGAUGAAGAUACCAACUCUUGCAGAUAGAUGUCUUCAGUUUACUGAUCUAUAAAGAUUCAAUGAGCACAGCUGCCAAACAGAGAAAGAAAAAGGACCCUACAACACAUGUGUUGACAAAGGAACUAGUUAUUUCAGUAAACAAGAUGAAGGUAACUGAACUGAACAAAUGGACUCCGGUGUUACGGUCUGAACAAACACCAACACUCUGUUUUGAAGGCUAUGUGAGCAGGAUUAAUGGACAGAAGAGAAGGUACAUAGCCUAUAAGACACAACCUUUGGACGUUCGACUGGGGAACUAUUUGUUUCGUCAAACGAAUGGUGAAACCUGUUCUUUAGUAGGAGAGCUGUAUGAUCCAUCAAAUAAUCUCCCACUCUCAGUGAAAUCAAAGUUCAAGAAUGGUAUUCCUAAAAAGUGGCAAACCAUUGCAAAAUUUUGGGAUAAUAUGCAGAAACACUCCUUUUAUAGGAAGCAGCUGAGGAGUUUCAGUUCCAGGUUUGCAUGGCUAGAAUCACUGAAAUCCUCAGGACUGUUAAGAGUGAGUUCCAGAGGCCGUAUUAUAAUACCUUCUCCGAAAUAUCUUAAAGGCAAAAAUGUGGAGCGAAAAGAAGUAGAGGCAGCACAUUUGAUAAACAGUCAAUUACAAUUGAUCAGCAAAAAUUUGGAUUUUACACCUGUUCAUAAAACUGAUGAUAUAAUAUGCACUCCCAGGCAGCCUGUAGAAAACAACUGUAAUACAGUAAAUGGAAACACGUCAUACCGCUGUACAAACUGUGAGGAUUCCACAGAAAAUCCACUGAGUAAAAGUAAUUUUUCCCACAAAAUAAGUGAACGUGGUCACAUGCAAACUGUACAAAAUUUGGGAAAUUGCAUGAAGGACACACGCAGAUCUAGCAUUAAUCAAAGAAAACUUCUUACAUGUAAGCGUAAAUUAAUAGUUGCUGAAGUACAAAAUAAGAUGUGUAGGUCUGGUAAAAUAUCAAAGAAAACAUAUGAAAAAAUAACAAACAAAUAUCACUACAGAUGCCUGCCACAUGGAAGAAAAUACCUCCUCCGUAGCACAUCAGAUGCACGAUUAUUACGAAAGAAUAAUCAGUGCAAGAAAGAACCAAGGGUGACUUCAGUUAACAUUAGAGACAAUGAUAGAAUAAUGAUACAUCAGAGAAAGCAGCCUUUACAAACCAAAAGGAAACAAAAUGUUUUGAAUAAGAAAAAUAACCUUCUUUAUUCUCAGGGCAAAAAGAAUUCAUCCAAUUGCAGCAAACAGAAUCAAGAAGGAAAGGGUAGUAAAGAGGUUGGCUCAUGUACGGAAUAUGCUGUACAGAAUAUUGUAUUAGAACCUGAACCUUGUUUCAAGGAAUGCAGAAAUGAAAGUGCAGUGGAUGUGGAAAAGAACAAACAAUGUGACACACUACUAAAAUUGCCUUACAAGGAACCAUGUCCAGUUGUUAGAGAUAUAAGAUCAGGCAACGUCUUAAAGAACUGUGCAAACAGAUUACGAAAGUCAAAGCAGCGAAUAUGUUGUCAAGAUAUUAGUGAUACAGAAAGACCAAAGAAAAAAUCAGAAAAUCCUCCUCCACCAAAGGCAAACAGUAAAGUUGUUAAAACACUCCUGGAUACAUCUGAAGGCUCAGGACCCGGUAUUGAUGGCAGACAGUGUACUGGAGAUGCGGAAGAACUACCUUCUAAAAGACAAGAAGAAAGAAAUUUGGGACCUGUACCUGCUGCAGACCAAAAUUUGUUAGAGAGAAAGGGGUCCCUAAGAAAGGCCUCUGAAGAUAUAUCCAGGAAAGACAAGUUUAGUGGAAAAUGUGUGUCUUCACCAUUGAACAAUAGUAAAAGCAGACACUUGAGGCUGUUAUCGAAUGAAAGGCAGACAGAAAAUAGAAGAAGUGCUGUUAGAAGUCAACUGAAUGAAAAGCAGCUACGCAAAGUGCCAGACAAAUCAAGAAAGAAAAGUAUAUCAACAAGUAAAUAUUCUCCUGCUGUUGCGUCACCCAUGAAAAUGGCAGCAGAAGCAUUAGAGGAAACCAAAGAAGCGGCAGCAACUCAAGGAAAAAUACUAAACAAUACCUCUAAAAGGAAAAUUUGUAAGAAUGACAACAAACAGCCAAGAAUAUCAGACCUGCAGUCUUCUGAUAAAACUGAGCCAGGUGUUACGUCUCCCAUGAAAAUGGCAGGAGAAGCAUUAGAGGAAACCAAAGAAGCGGCAGCAACUCAAGGAAAAAUGCUAAACAAUACCUCUAAAAGGAAAAUUUGUAAGAAUGACAACAAACAGCCAAGAAUAUCAGAUCUGCAGACUUCUGAUAAAACUGAGCCAGGUGUUCCCUCCAAAGAUGCUUUAGAAACUUCAUCAAGGAAAACUGAAAAAAGUGAAAAAAAUAAACCUAAUUUAUCAUUAGAUGACAUAGAUGAUAUAUUGACUACUGGUGCCCCAAGAACAUUAAAACAGCGAAAGAAGCUUCGAAAGACGAUAGACUCCUAUGCAAAAAGCCAGACUACAUGUACAGAUCUUUUCGCUGAUCCUGAUUAUAACCACCUUAUUGGAGAAAAUGAUGCAUGCUCUAGUCAGGAAUGGGACAAAGAUUAUGCAGAAGCUAUUGAGAGACUUGUCAAUGGUAAACUUUCUGACCAGAUAUCCUUGGGUUCAACAUCACCUGCCCAGUACCUCCAAGAUUUUGUUUGUGAUGAUAACCAGAGUGUUCGAUCAACUAGUCCAUUUGAAAGGACACCUUGUGAUGAGGAAUUUAAACUACGUUAUGAGCAUCGUGUACUGAAAGAGAGGAAUGAAUGUUCACGAAGAAAAUCACUGAAUAUGGAUUUUCUGUCUUCAUUUUCUCAACGGGGAACAGAUGCUUCAACUGAAGCAGAUGCAGCAUACAAUGCAUUAAUUCACGGGAAGCCAGUGCCACAGAAACUGUUCGAUUUAAAGUCCAACAAAAACAAUACUUCUUCAGACGAUAGUUCUUCUGAGUGUUCAGACGAAAUUUAGUGAACAUUUAUUUUAGUGCUUAUUUAUUUUGUUUUAUAUAUUUAAAAGCUAGAGACAUUUUGAUGAACUUCUACAUGAAAGCAUUUGUAAUACAUUGUACUUCAUCUUUGUGUAAGUGAUUUUAAUUUAUUGUCUUAAAAUAUUUUUAACUUAUUUUUAUACAGGGGUAGAUAUUUUUUAGUCGAACACUCUAGCUAUAUUUGUUCAUUCACUCCUUACAGUAUUUUACUUAUAAUUUUAUGCUACAGUUUUAUUCUAAGAUGUCAUCUGCAUGCAUGUUUUAGGUGUUCACCAUGAAGGAAGUAGUGGCUGUAUUGAUAAGUUUUAAUGAAUCAUAAAAUGCAAUCAACUGCUGUAAACAUUUUUCAUCAGAUGAUAUAUUAAAGUUGUUGUACUUAUUUGUAAAUAUAUUUAUGUGAUUAUUUUUUUGA